AUGGCCGGAUACAAGCAGGGCGACAAGGUCGAGUACCGCCCUAUCGGUGGUGCUGCGGAGAACGUCUCGCACUCUACCGGCGUCAUCGAGGAGAUCAUUCAGUCUGAGGAUGGCGAAACUCGUUACGCCAUUCGGAACGACAACACAGGCAAGACCACCAACUACCAGGAGAUGAACAUCGUUCAGAAAGUUUGA
Trametes versicolor FP-101664 SS1 is the source of this 195-nucleotide messenger RNA. RefSeq lists its product as uncharacterized. The transcript is spliced from 5 exons. NCBI's taxonomy places the organism in Eukaryota, Fungi, Basidiomycota, Agaricomycetes, Polyporales, Polyporaceae. The coding region runs from base 1 to 195 and encodes 64 amino acids. The record is from RefSeq and is a predicted model, not a curated record.